Messenger RNA from Aspergillus steynii IBT 23096, 844 nucleotides. RefSeq lists its product as uncharacterized. The record is from RefSeq and is a predicted model, not a curated record. Bases 126 to 665 code for a protein of 179 amino acids. Lineage: Eukaryota; Fungi; Ascomycota; Eurotiomycetes; Eurotiales; Aspergillaceae. The transcript has a single exon.
UCAUGGAAUUGCCAGACGGGUAUUGAGAUGGGAUUCCUCGUCAGCGCAUGAUGUCACCGUUUCAUGACGGUCAGGCGUACGGGCGAUACGGUGGAGCCCCGUGACCCCCACGCUAGAGACGAAAGAUGAUUCUCCCGCCUUCGCCGUCGCUUCUGCUGCUGCUUCGUCUCCGCUCAAGUCCGUGGGAUAACUAUAAGAGUACGCUGAGCAGUCCCCUCAACGUCGGAACGUUGAAUUCUCUGCGACGCACAUUCUGCCCGGACUCACCGUCGAUCUGCCGAUGUUUGCUGCCGACCGAAAAUGAUGGGUGCCGGUACUUUUGCCCCGCGGCGGUCAAUUUUGGAUCGGUCGAUUUCUCACUGGACCCAUGUUUCCGCCCGGUGGUACCUGAAAUCCGACACGAUCCCCCCUCUGGUGGCCAUUCGCAGACAAAGACCGCCCUGCACUCAGUCCGGGGAAGCCUGGCUCUGACGCUGACUGGCGACUGUCGACCCCUGUCGCUUUUUUACCGCAUGAUCACCGUCCUCUCCAACGGCACUACUGAUUUCCAGACGUCUGUGCCAGCCUAUGGUGGGUUUUCCUUGGUAAAUCCGCUCUUUGUUGUGCAUCCCUUAGCCUUUCCGUUGGGCGCGCAUCAUCUCCCAUGUACUGUGCAACACUCUUGAUUUUCGAGUCAAUUUUCGGAUUGCUGCAGGAGGGCCGGGAUUCUCCCCGACUUUUUGAGUCAAGGUCUCAACUGAAGUCGUCGCCAGCCCAACAAAGUCUAAUAUGUGUAGGCUCGUGACCGUCCAAGCACCUGGUUCGGAAAGACUCAGGACUCAAGGAGCGAUGAUCGUGUCGGUUG